AUGAGUGUGCAGGAAGAUCGCGAUGCUGCCGAUCUACGCGCCCGCGAGUUGUUCCAUUAUUUUCAACCAGACAACCCGGCCCUGCUGCCAGCUGGCCCGCAUGUGACUUCAUCAUGCGAAUAUCCCAUUCAAAAAACAAGUCCAAAUCUGGUGUUGACGGCCUUGGCGCAGUUGGCCGCAUUGAAGCUGGGGGUUCAGCGCACAGUUAUCAGCCUGAUCGAUCGGGAAACACUUUAUGUGGUAGCGGAAGCGUCACGGUCUUUGAAUUUGGUAAACAAUGACCAGCAUGACGGAGAUGACGGUCUCUGGUUAGGCUGUUCACGAGGACCACUGGCGGAAACCUUGUGUGAGAAAACCAUCAUGUUAAAGCCCUCGGACGAGAAGUAUGCGUUCUUCGUUGUAGAGGAUUUACAGCAGCAUCCGACCUUUUCCACCCUACCCUGUGUCGCAGGAUCUCCACAUUUCCGGUUCUACGCCGGCACACCACUAAGGACUGGCAAUGGAAUCAAUAUCGGUAGUUUGUACGUGAUCGAUCCUCAACCAAAUCUCCGUUUGGACGAUUCCCACAAACAAACACUGGGAAAUAUCGCGGAUGCAGUGAUGGAGUAUCUGGAGACUUCUCGUCAUUCAUUGGAGUCAAGUCGCUUGACUAGGCUGUUAGCUGGCUUAAAUACUUUUGUGCAAGGUGCGGCCAGUUCGGAUACAUCGCGCGACUCAAGGCAUAGCGGCCGGCCGGACUUUCCCACAUCAUAUUCAUCAAAUUCCCAGCGAUCUCCCGACACAGAGGCUGAGGAAUAUAUGUUCAAAGCCAGAAGUAGAAGCCCACCACUUUCGUCGACUCAGCCGAAUAGUGACGAUGCUGCUGAUAGCGUGACUUCCGGGAUCAUUCCAUCACGAGCACGAAAACGUUUACCACGAUCGAAGACAGAAACGCGCCCAGAUUACAAAGACAACAGAGCACAGCGAACAUUCCAGCGUGCUGCCAACAUCAUGCGAGAAAGCCUGGAUCUGGGUUCCAAUGGUGGUGUGGUAAUUGUCGGCACCGGCCAAGAUAGCGACCAGGAUUCCCCUGACAAUGAUAAGGAGAAGAGACUGGCCAAAUUAUGGGCAGUCUCGGACACUGACCAGCCCCAUGAAACCAGGGAAGAAUCAGACUCAUACCCAGUAUCGCAAAUGGAAUCAAGUUUUGUGCGCCGAAUGAUACGACACCACCCGCGUGGUGGACUGUGGUAUUUGAAAUUUCACGGAGUGGCCUCUUCAUCUGAUGAAGAUGGAACUAGUUCAGGGAGCAUGAAGGGAGCUCGGAAUCCUUCCCGGCCUCCGCUAUCGCUGCAUCCAGAAUCGCUCAGAUCCUUGCGUGAGAAGGAUCUUCAGUCCAUGAAGAAGAAUUUUCCCAAUGCGACGAGAAUUAUCUUCGCUCCUCUCUGGGACUCUCUUAAUUCGCGAUGGUUUGGUGGCGCUUUUUGUUGGAGUCAAGCUGAAAAUCGAGUGUUCAGUGCACAUGUGGAUCUCGGAGGUCUCUUUGGGUUUGGCUCAUCCCUAAUGGUUGAGUAUAGUCGUAUUCAGAGUCAAGAGUCGGCGAAGCAAAAGGGCGAUUUUAUUAGUACUAUGUCCCAUGAAUUACGAAGUCCACUGCAUGGCAUUCUAGCAUCCAACGAGUUACUCUUCGAGCACGUGGACUCAGAGUUUGCUAAACGUCUUCUCGACACUAUUCGUGCUUGUGGUCAAACUCUCCUCGAAACAUUCGAACAGAUUUUGGAUUUCACCAAAAUUAACUCCUUUGAGAGGGAGCUAACGAGAUCUCGCUCCCCCCAUCAGCGUGUCCAACGUGCUCCACUGCAGUCACGAAACAUAGUGAAGCUGGUUGAUGUCCUUGCAGUCGUUGAAGAAGCUGUUGAAAGUGUCUGCUCUGGACAGGCCCUGUCAAGCAUCAUGAACGGAGGCAGCGUGUCUGGUCGACUAUGGCAAUUGGAUCCAAUGGAUGAUACUGUUAGAGAAUCGCGGAUCACAGGCGGCGAAAAAGUGGACAUGUAUCUCGAUGCUGCACGCCAGAACUGGCUCUAUGUAUUGGAGCCAGGUGCCCUGAGGCGUGUGGUCAUGAAUGUAUUCGGAAACGCGUUGAAACACACGGAAUCUGGGUCCGUCUCGCUUCAUAUUGAGGCUCAGACGUCAAAGAAUGACUGCCCAAUGCUCAUGAUGACGGUCUCCGAUACGGGUAGGGGCAUUUCAAAUGAUUACCUUCGCUCCCAUGUUUUUACCCCAUUUUCCCAAGAGGACCCAAUGUCACCAGGCGCAGGACUUGGCCUCUCACUCGUUCGAGCUAUACUUCGUUCGCUAGGUGGGAGCAUUGCAAUCAAAAGUCAACUGGGCGUGGGUACUGUGGUCAAGAUAAUGUUCCCUCUUACAUACCCCCAACAAGAGAAGCCUUCUGAAACCGAAUCUCCUUCCCCGGGCUUGUCAUCACCCGUUGUGACUUCUAUCGACCGUGCUACCACGAAGCUCAAAGGGCGUAGGGUAUUUUUUUACCCUGCCGAUAACUUUCAUCCCAGCAAGCCGUCGUCGUCUUAUAUGAUCAAACAAUAUCUGACCAAAUGGUUCCGCAUGGCAAAUGGAGAUCACGCUGUGCCUACCACAUCCGACUUGGUGGUCAUUGACGAACGUCAUUUAGAUCAACUCCCGAGUACAUAUCGUCAAUCCCUCCUUUUGGUCUUGUCUCAUAGAGGUCCCAGCCUAUGGUCAAAGGUGACUUCGGCGAAAGAGCAACUCCUCAACUCGAUAUGGUUGACUCUCCCUUGUGGACCUCAUCAACUAGCCAGGAUACUUUUGGGCUCUCUUGAAAACUUAGAGCUAAAAAAGGCCCAUACGUCUCAUAACACAGCAAAGCAUGACCAGAGUCAAGAUCUAGACUCGAACUCAACUGAUCCGCGAACGAAAAUGGCUUUACUUUUGCAGCAUGAAGUACAGCUCAAAUCAACCAGCCCAUCUAUCUCGGUCACAUCGUCUAUCCCAAGUGAUGAAGUCACAAAUCCCACUGUCAUAGACCGUGAAUUGCCAGUUCGUAUUCAGAAGGAUAUCCAGCAAACCCAUGCCUCCACGCCAACCGAAGCAAAAGAUGGUCCCCGAGUCCUCUUGGUAGAGGACAAUGCUAUAAACCUCGCUCUCCUCAAAAAGUCCAUAUCAAGAGUCCGAACGCAAGUUCUGCAUUGCGCCGUGAACGGCGCAAAAGCCGUCGAGUUGGUGCAGAAAAUUCCGCAAGGCUAUGAUUAUAUCUUCAUGGACAUGUCUAUGCCUGUUAUGGAUGGCUUUGAGGCAAGCAAAGAAAUUCGAUUAAUCGAAUCAAAGCGACCGACGGUAUCUCCUGCACGUAUAAUCGCCCUCACUGGUCUGGGGUCGGAUGAACAUAUCUCAAAAGCGUAUGCGGCAGGUGUUAAUGUUUUCCUCCGAAAGCCGGCCACUAUCAAGCAAAUAAUGGCCAUACUGGAGGAGUGA
Molecule: messenger RNA, 3489 nt
Organism: Penicillium griseofulvum
Lineage: Eukaryota; Fungi; Ascomycota; Eurotiomycetes; Eurotiales; Aspergillaceae
Product: hybrid sensor histidine kinase/response regulator
Exons: 5
Coding region: 1-3489 (1162 amino acids)
Biological process (GO): protein autophosphorylation; phosphorelay signal transduction system
Molecular function (GO): protein binding; phosphorelay sensor kinase activity; histidine phosphotransfer kinase activity
Source: RefSeq, a predicted model, not a curated record